UUUAAAUUUUUAAAUCAGAUUUAUUACCUAAGUUUUAAAAAUAAAGGUAGGACAUUGGUAGCUGUUUUGAUAUUAUUUGACUGGUUUAAGAACCUGGCCAGAAAUAGUGACUAGUGCGACCUUGUGUGUGUGUGUUGUGUUCCAUCAGCGUCUAUUUAUAGAGGAGGAAACAAAACGAACAUUUCCAUUCGUUUGCGUCGAUAGUCCAUACAAGAGAGGAGGACUAUGUGCUUUUAAGCACAGAUCCUCUUAAAAAGCCAGGACAACAGCAGUUUUUAAAAAAGAAAAAAGAAAACAAUAAGCCGAGAAAAAACUUUCGUCUUCCAUUUCGCUCACGAAAUGGAUGCAAAACGGCGUUCAAUUGCGGCCGUUUGGCCGUUACUACUUCUUCUCUUGCUGGCCGUUUGGAGUGGAGUGAGUCAGGCUCAUGUGUCUCUAACGUUCCCGCCAGCCAGACAGCCCGCAUUGGAUUUUCUAGACUCCGGACGUACUCCACCACCGUGCGGCGUGCCAAAAGGGACCCUCAAGACAUCGAUUCUAUCCGGCUCGUCGUUCAAUGUCACCUGGCACCUGGGCUACCCACACCGCGGCGGCUACAGGAUCCAGGUGCUGGACUCGCGAGAGAAGCCCAUUUUGGAUUUGACUCACGCUGGCCAACCGAAUAAGACCAACAGUUCCGUCUUCGUGGAAGGCGACCCGACCGCUUUGUCCUAUCUGGUCCAGUUGCCAAAAAAUCUCGAAUGCCGUGACUGCACCAUCCGUCUCAUCCGCCAGGCUUCCGAAUGGGGCAAGAGCUACAUGUUCUGGAGCUGCGCUGACGUUGACAUCAUUCCUCGUCCGGAAUAUCGCGAAACUUGUUCGGGUCACGGCAAAGACAUUGCGGGACGCUGUCGCUGCAACCCGCUCUAUUCGGGACACCGUUGCCAAUACCGGGACGAAUGCAGCGAAGACAAGGACUGCGGACGUCACGGCAAGUGCGUCAAUCUGGAAGCCACCACCCACCCCAAGAGGCAGUGCUUUUGCGAGAUGGGCUGGUUUGGACCCCAAUGCAAUAAACAAUCGCCGGUGAAGGAUCCGAGCAUCAUCAACUUUGCCGAUUACCGCAAGGAGGUGAUGAGCGACGCCUUUGAAUUUUACUGGCGAGUCUUGCGCAACUCGCAAGAACUCGAGGCCGUCAUGGUGGUCAAAGGCGGGACCAGUUACGCGGCCGUCGGAUGGAGACCCCUGGCUCUCACCGCCGCCUGCAAAGGCUUCCCAAUCCUUGAAGACAUGCCCGUCGAGGCCACCAAUCAAACGGAUCUGCAUCAACAUCACCCGGCGUCUUUAUCGUUGCCGUUGAAUGCCGCUCCGUCGUCCGAGUCGGCAGCUGUGCCUGAACCUGAACCUGAGCCUGAGCCCGAGCCGACGGUCGAAGAAGCUAAACCUGAACCGGUGGCGGAAGAAGCCAAACCCGAACCGGUGGUGGAAGAAAAAGCCGAAGCCAUUGCUGAACCCGAGCCAGUAGCCGAGCCAUCCGUAGACAUUUUACCAGAGGCCACAACCGGGGCCCCAUCAGCUGCCAAUCACAGUGACCAUCACGAACAUGGCGACCAUUCGGCGGAUCAUCCGAAUGCCGAAUUGCCUACUGCCAAACAAGUUUCGGGUAAUAACGACAAACGGGAGGAUUUGACUGAAAGUCCGACCGAGAUUCGCAUCCCGACUGUCACGACAACUAGAAAGCCACGCCCUAAAUUGCCCGUGCUUGGUCGCUCUCCACUUGCUCCGAAAACGAGCCCAACAACGACGACAACAACAGCAGCUACAACAACAACAACGACGUCAUCAUCUUCAACCACCGAGGCUAGCGCAGCGGAAGGUGAAGGAGAAGUGGCGCCGCAAGUGUCGACGACCACCGGCGCCCCAACGACAACCAAAAAGUUAUCACCGUUGGAUCGAUUGAUCGCUAAGAACAAACUCAACAGCCGAAACGCAGCGACAACAGAGAAACCGGCAGUAGUGGAGCCUCUCGUUCAAGCUAAAGGAUCAGUGACUCGCAUUCAACUCUCGGACCUUCCGGAAGCCGGAAUCAGCACCGGAGUAGGCGGAAAGAGAUCGGCCAGAAAUGUGGUCGAUCAAGAAAUCCUUUCGUCGUUGGCGGACGCUACUCGGCGUGGAAGACAAAUGCCCAUCGGACCGGUAGCUUUCCCUGGCCCACGAUUGAACACCUUCAAUAGCCCGACCAGCUCUGUAUCAGUUCAACCUGCCGCUCCUAGAUUCCCGAAACCCAAACCUGGUUUCAGUCCACCAAGUGGAUCAGAUGGAUGGAUCCCAAUGGCUCCAUCGGGUAGUCUGGCAUCUCCUACUCCAGUCAAAAGCAUUGAGCCGUCCGUUCCGGUUGUGGACAGUCCCAAUGACCGGAUGGAUGACAUUGCUGAAGAAAUGUCUGUUCCCUUGAUGGUUUCGGCUGGCCGCAAUACGGUCACUGUGUCUCCAACAACAUUCGCCGUGACACCCAAAUUGAAUCUGAAAGCGGGACCCACCCAGGUGAAACCGACGACAACAACAACAAUGAAACCGACUGAGCCGGAACCAGAGCCGGAACCGUCAGUGGAGCCUUCGCCGGAACCGGAAACGUCACCAGAACCGGCUCCUGAGCCGUCCCCCACUGAAAUCGUGAAUGAAUCAAAAGCCAAACCUACGGAACCCGAACCCGAACCCAAACCCGAACCUAAAACCGAACCCAAACCCCAACCCGAACCUGAAGUAACAGCUCCUGAACCUGAAGUGGCAGCUCCUGAACCUGAACCCCAACCCGAAUCAGCUCCUGAGCCAGAGCCAGCCGCAGAGCCUGAGCCAGCCGCAGAGCCUGAGCCAGCUGCAGAGCCCGAGCCGGCUCCUGAACCGGCCCCUGAGCCUAAACCAAAAUCGGAAGUGGAUGGACACGACCAUAGCGCACACGACCAUAGCGCACACGACCAUAGCCAUGGCGGCAGUGGACAUAGCCACGGCAGUGGACAUAGUCAUGUUCACGAUCACAGCUCUCACGAGUCGGAGCCAACGAAUUACAAACCAGCCCACAAAUACGCUCCCCGAGGCGACUUUAGUCCGAUGGAUUGCACGGAUAUCGUGAUCGGUAUGGCUCGCGGCAAUUAUUCGCGGAUUGGCGAUUAUUACACACGCGACAGAUCGACGCCGCAGCUGGACAGUUUCUACGGUGGGCGACAGGACUUGACGGCCGCUUUGGGUUUCGAACGCGACGGCCAGACGAUCAUCCUCUUCCGUCGCAAAUUGAAUUCCAGCGACGAAGCGGAUCACAUUAUCGGCUCUGAGCCCAUGCAAGUCAUUUGGGCGAGAGGUCAAGAGCACGGAAAGUACGUCCAUCGUCCUGCAUCCGGAUUGGAGAAGGAGUCGGCCUCGAUCGCCGAUUUCUACAAGCCCGACGAAUUGAAAUACCACGGGCAAGGCGACCAACGAGGUGUCACUGUCAUCAAUUUUAUAGAACCACCAGCCAAGGUUGAUGUCGUUAAGAAUGAAAGCAAUGCUGGAGGUGAUCAUCAACAUGGACCAUCGGGCGCUGGCGAUCAUCAUCAUCAACAUGGGAGUGGCACCAAACACGUUCACAAGAGUUCGGCUCUGUGCGGAGGCGAAUGGAAGUACCCCGUGUCGUGUGAUCCAUUCGAAAUGGACUGCACCUACUACGCCAAAUGGGAGUAUCUGGAAUUCAGCGACCAAAUUCGUUUCACCAUUACGGCCAAUCACACCAACCGCUGGGUGGCCAUCGGUUUCUCCGAGACCACUUCUAUGCCUCAAACGGACGUGGUGCUCGGCUGGGUCGACGCCAAUGGCCGCGCCUUUGUUGGCGACAUGUGGGCCGUCGGCUACACGGCUCCCAAAUUAGACGACAGCCAGGAUUUGAUCAACGCAACAGGUCGAAUCGAGGAUGGCAAGACAACGUUAACGUUCCAACGCCAACGGCUCACCAAAGACAAGGCCCAGGACGUCCAAUUUACCGACGACACUUGCCUCUACUUUAAAUUCCCCGUCAACGGCGGAACUCGCAACGCCGUCAACAAGAAAAUUGGCAAACAUUUGCAAACACCUUUCAUUUCAUCCGACCGUGUUUGCAUCCGCUCAUGCGGAUUAGGAACAGGAAAUGUUAACGGAAUUAGUUACACAACGACGCCGCCGCCACCUACUAUUGCUUAUAACAUCGGCUUGAAAAUGGUCGGUUUAGCAAACGAUUUCGAAGUGCCACAGAUGGGUACCCCCGAGUUCAACGAGCUGGCCCGACGAUUUGGACAACAGGUGGAAAACGCCCUGCAAGCUGGAAAAGUCCCCGGAUUGAAAGAAGCUGCCGUAACGGAAUUUUUAGAGGAGGAGGGAGGUUUGGUCGCCAACAUGAUUGUCGUGCUGGACAAGAAAUCGACGGAGGAAUUUGAACAAUCGUCUGAUCUGAAAGUUGAGACCGAGGACUUUGUCAGAACGGCACUGCGAGGCGCCAUAGCCAGCGGCCAAGUUGGCGGCAUCCGGGUGGACCCAUCCUAUCUCAAAUUCGAAACUACUUUAGAUGCUGACUCACUAGAUCCGCUCGAAGUGUCUGGCCGUGGGUGGAAUUCAAGUUUGACCACCAUCAGUUUGUACUGCGUUAUUGGCUGCAUCAUCGUCUUGGUCAUUAUUGCCAUCAUCCAGGCUUCGUGCACCAUCUACAAAGUCUCCCGCAAGUCACCCUCUUCAGUCAACAAGGAUCAGGUGGCUGUCAAUUGGCGUGAUUACUCUUCAACCAACUACGCUUAUGAGCCAUUCGAGACGGACGAGGCGUUGAGAGCGGCGGCCGUUUUAGCUGCCAACGGGAGCAACGGACACACGAUGAUGACGGCCAGCACCACCAACGGACCGGCUCCGAGGGCCAUGCAGAGGCCGCCAUCCAAUGGCAGUUUGCAGUCAAAGGCGACAGCUGAUCGAAAUAGCACUUACUCUUUACCCCACAAAGCCAAUCCACAGCCAAUGGGCAAUGUUGGUCCAGUCGCUCAACCGAACGGGCGACCCAGGACCCACUCGAGCACUUCAGUCCACCAGCCCGAUUUCUACUUCAUGCCUUCUCAACGUCGUUACUCUGGUUACGCAGAUUAAAUGAAUAAUGUAGGGUAUAGACUGUUGAUCAUAUCAAACGGAAACAAAGAAAAACAAAAAAUAUUAAGCGCAAAAUGAUUCUGCCUCUUUCUGACCAUGUCAUUCGUGUUCCGUCCAUUCGAUUUUGUUUUUAAAUAGAAAAAAAUAAGAUUAUACGAAGUAUUUCCUCAUCGUUCAUGACAAUAAUGUGAGUGCGUCUUUUAUGUAAGUGUUUCCCCCCCCUCCAAACAUUGCGAUGGCCUUAUACGAAAAUAUUAUUCAGUGUUUUGAAAAAUUGAUAAAAGUCCGGCUCAAUGUGUACAUAUAACAACAUAUGACAAAAUAUGAAAUUAACCAGAGCUCGAAAUACACCGUCUUUUUACAUCCA
Daphnia pulicaria is the source of this 5476-nucleotide messenger RNA. RefSeq lists its product as uncharacterized. Bases 340 to 5109 code for a protein of 1589 amino acids. The record is from RefSeq and is a predicted model, not a curated record. NCBI's taxonomy places the organism in Eukaryota, Metazoa, Arthropoda, Branchiopoda, Diplostraca, Daphniidae. The transcript has 13 exons.